AUGGUUCAGUAACUUAAAAAGUCUUUGCUUGAUGUGAUACAAAAAUCUAUUUCAAUAGAGUACUCAGCCUAUUUUACCUACAGAUAAGCUGGUCAUUGGUUUGAUAAGCAUCAUCUCCCAGGAACAUCAUCAUUUUGCUUUAGAUAAGCAGAAGGAGAAUUUUCUCAUGCCAAAUCGCUUGAAGAAUACGUCAUGAAAAGAGGGGACCUAGUAAUUCUUAAUCAACCUAAUAUCAACUAAACAUUGGUCACAGAUAUAUGGAGAACAAAUCAAGAAGUAUUUCAUCAUUUAUUCUAAUUGGAAUAAGAAAAUUACAAAUUAUAUGAGGAGAAUUCAAAAAUAGCAAGGCAAGAAGAGGAUGAAGUCACACUGAGAUUAUUCACAGACAUACUUGAUCAGCAGCUCACAGAAUUAUAGGAGUUUGAAGUAAUAAUGUCUAAGGUCAAAGCAUACAGUGCAGUCCCAGGUCUCUUCUAUCAUUUGGAUCAUGAACUAAGAAAAGCUUGA
Stylonychia lemnae is the source of this 507-nucleotide messenger RNA. The record is from the annotation of a GenBank genome assembly. NCBI's taxonomy places the organism in Eukaryota, Ciliophora, Spirotrichea, Sporadotrichida, Oxytrichidae.